AUGUCUCACAUCACUGUCGAGAGGAACAGAAGACGACAGAUGAAUGAACAUCUCAAAGUUUUAAGAUCACUGACCCCAUGUUUCUAUAUCAAGAGGGGAGACCAAGCAUCCAUAAUAGGGGGUGUGAUAGAAUUCAUCAAGGAGUUACACCAAGUUGUGGAAGCGUUGGAGUCCAAGAAAAAGAGGAAGAGUCUAAGCCCUAGCCCUCGUGGUCCUCCUCCUGCAACACCUGAUCAUCAAGCCAUCGAUAGUCCUUUGGGAAUUGGAAUUGGAUCUGCCGAUUCCUUCAAAGAAUUCGGAGCAGCAGUUAGCUGCAACUCUUCAGUUGCAGAUGUGGAAGUCAAAAUCUCAGGCCCCAACGUGAUACUGAAAGUGAUCUCUCACAGGAUUCCAGGUCAACUUGCCAAGAUAAUAGCUGUUUUAGAAAGGCUUUCUCUUCAAGUUCUUCACCUCAACAUCAGUAGCAUGGAGGAUACGGUUCUCCACCACUUUGUUGUCAAGAUAGGACUGAACUGUCAACUAAGUCUGGAGGAACUAGCAAUGGAAGUGCAAGGAAGCUUCCGCUCAGACGCUGUUACCAAUACUGCAGCAACUAGCGCUUAACAACACAUUCCAUUUGGAAAUAUGAUCGCAGGCAAUAUAAUAACAUACAAGAAAUUAUCAAAAUCGU
Molecule: messenger RNA, 670 nt
Organism: Neltuma alba
Lineage: Eukaryota; Viridiplantae; Streptophyta; Magnoliopsida; Fabales; Fabaceae
Product: transcription factor MUTE-like
Exons: 3
Coding region: 1-603 (200 amino acids)
Biological process (GO): guard cell differentiation; stomatal complex development; positive regulation of DNA-templated transcription
Cellular component (GO): nucleus
Molecular function (GO): DNA-binding transcription factor activity; protein dimerization activity
Source: RefSeq, a predicted model, not a curated record